GCCCACCGCCGCAGUCCAUCGCGCCGCCGACGACGUCGUCCAUUGUGACAUGGGUGACAACGUACAAGUCGCGGUGCGCGUCCGGCCGUUCAACGAGCGCGAGAAGUCGAUGAACAGCGUGUGCUGCAUACGAAUGGUCAAAGAAACCCAGCAAACCAUUAUCACAGACCCCGAGACAUCCAUGGACAAGUCGUUCACAUUCGAUUUUAGCUACGACUCGUUCUCGCCCCCUGGAGACCCCAAGCACGCGUCACAGGACACCGUGUGGGACGAUCUCGGCAUCAAAGUCUUGGAACAUGCGUGGACCGGAUUCAACGUGAGUUUGUUUGCAUAUGGCCAGACAGGCGCGGGCAAGUCGUUCUCCAUGGUCGGGUACGGCACCGACAAAGGGAUCAUUCCUCGAGCGUCCGAGGUGAUCUUCCAGCGUAUCCACGGCGCGGCAGCGGACGGCACGAUCUUCAAGGUCGAAGCGAGCAUGAUGGAGAUUUACAACGAAAAAGUGAAAGAUCUGUUCAACCCGUCGUCGGACAACCUCAAAGUGCGUGACCAUCCGAGCCAGGGUCCGUACGCCGACGGCCUCACGCGCAGCGCCGUGUCAACGUACGACGAAAUCACAGCCCUCAUGGAAGCUGGGAUCAUGGCCCGCACGACGGCGUCGACAAACAUGAACGCGACGAGUUCGCGGGCCCACACGAUCUUCCAAAUCAUCCUGACACAGUCGCAACUGGACCCCUCGUCCAACAAAAUGAUGGACAAGGUGAGCCGCAUCAACCUCAUCGACUUGGCGGGCAGCGAGCGCGCUGCAAGCACGGGGGCGACUGGCGCGAGGCUCAAGGAAGGGGCAGCAAUCAACCAGUCCCUGUCAGCCCUGGGAAACUGCAUAUCUGCUUUGGCGGACAACGCCAACGGCAAGAAAAAGACGCUAGUGCCAUAUCGAAAUUCCAAGCUGACGCAUCUCCUCAAAGAUUCACUGGGCGGGAAUGCCAAAACGAUCAUGAUUGCCGCAUUGAGCCCCGCUAGCGUCAACUUUCAGGAGACCCUCGGGACGCUACGAUAUGCCGAUCGCGCGAAACAAAUCAAGAACCAAGCGAUCGUGAACGAGGAUCCGAAUCAAAUGCUCAUUCGUCAAUUGAAAGAAGAACUUGAGCAGCUUCGUCGAGCGAUGAUCGAGAGCGGCGGCAUGGACCCAGGGGCACGCCCCAGUUCCCGCAUGACCACACGAGACGACCCAGCGCUGGCGAAUCGCCCGGAAACACGGAUGCUUUCCCGGGAGGAGGCCGAAGAGCGGCGGCAAAAAGAGGCUGAAAUGGCUGCAAUACGUGAACAGCUUGAGGAAAAUCAGCGACUGCUACGAGAGAGCGAGAAAUCCUGGACGGACAGGUUGAAAGAAACCGAGGAGCUGGCAAAGAAGCGCGAGGAGCAGCUCAAGGCAAUUGGGCUGUCGACGAAUCUCCACGACAUUCGAGCUAAGGCCAAGACGGAGCCGCACUUGCUCAACUUGAACGAAGACCAACAAAUGAGCGAAAAGCUCUUUUACUUUUUUCAAAUCGGGCAAAAUCGAGUCGGGCGAAGCGACGCCGACCAGCCGCAGACCAUCAUAUUGGGCGGACUCGGGAUUCUGAAGGAGCACUGCAUGGUUGAGCGGCAUGAGGUGGACACAGACCUCAAAAUCACGGCGAUGCCUGGGGCAAGCGUUGUCGUGAACGGUGACUUUGUCCCGAGUGGAGAGACUCGCGUGCUCCAACACAACGAUCGAUUAAUUCUGGGCAAUGUGAACGUAUUGCGGGUGGUGAUACCAGCCCAACGAACGGAAGAAAACACUGGCGCCGACGCCACGUACGACUGGCAGUUUGCCAUGAAAGAAAUGAACUGCAAGCAAAUGGACUUCAAGGACGACGUGAGCCAGACGGACAAGGAGGUAGCGGAGAUGGAGAGUCGGAUCAAAGACAUGGAGGCGCGGAUGAAGGAAGCCCAGGAAAGCGCGAACGUCAAGAUGGACAAGCAGCGCGAGGAGUGGGAGGCCCAUGUCAAGUUGAUGCAGGAGGAAAUGAAGCGGAAGGAAGUCGAGCUGAAGAGCCAGUUGCAGCGCACGGAAGAGGGCGGCGACGUGGACAAGAAGAAGCUCGCGGAGCAACUCGCGGAGCAAGAGACCAAGCUCGCCGAGGAAAUGGCCAAGGCCGAAGUUGUGUACGAACGCAAGCAGUCGGAACUGAUGCAAAAGCAGCGUGACCUCGAACAGAGUUUGCAAAAACAAAUGCGAGAAACCAAGCGGCUGGCUGAAAAAAAGGAGCGCGAGCAGCUGGAGCGAUCAUUACUUGCCCAGGAGCUCUUGCGAACGAUCCCCCUCGUGAAGGAAGCCAACUCGAUCUGCGAAGAACUUCACAAGCCCGUGACGUUCUCUGUCAAGCUACUACCGACAAAGCCCAAGUUGGCGCAAUUGGGACUCCACACUGACAUGACGGACGCGAUCGGGACGGAGCUCAAGGUGUUCGUGACGUUCCAGGAUGCCGGCACGUACCGGUCCGUGCUAUGGGACGUUGAAAAGUUUGACAACCAAAUUUUUGAAAUGCGCGACUUAUACCAGCUUUUUCUCGAAAACGGCCGCAACCACGAAACCAUUGCCGUUCCCGAAGGCAAUAUCGAUCCAUUUUACGAGCCUCCGACACCACAGUUGAUCGGACGGGCCUACGUCUUCCUCUCGACGUUGGAAUACGGUCUCAAGAUUGUGGACAACGUGCCCAUCUUGGACUCGCGGGGGGCUGUUUGCGGGACCAUGGCAUGCGAGCUCACGCCAACCGUGCUCUCCCAUCAAUGGCACGAUGACCAGCGGAGCCUCAUCGAAGAGACGUCGGGAAAGCCCAUUCAAGUGCCCACGUUGGGCAAUUACGUUGACACUUCGCUGCGUGUGCACAUCGUCGUGCCUGGCUUAUCUGGGAUUCCAGGCAAACUCUGUCGUGACGUAUUCGUUGCAUUCAAAUGGUUCCAAGACGAAUCAAACCACGUGUCACAGGUGGCAGCGACGGCAUCGGUCGAUCCGAUCAUGGACUUUGUCGUGUGCGUCGAAUGCCCCAUUACGAACGACUUGCUUGAAUACUUUCGGUCGACUCCUGUGGAAUUUUCCGUGUUUGGAAACGUCCCAAGCAGCUCGCUCAAGACACAGCCCCACGAAGUCCUGUCCCUCGACGACAAACCCACCAAGCCAAAGAAGGAAGGUGGCGACUCGAUCGAUUCGUUGCGCCAAGCGUUGGCGAUCGCCGAGUCCAAGUUGCAAAUGCAGGAAAAGGUGCUUGUCGAAAACUCGGUCGAGGUCGAAACCCAGCAUGCAGAACUGGAUGCUGUCCGUGCAGCGUUGGCCAAGGCGCAGGCUGAACGUGAUCAAAUGACAGAGCUCGUUGCCAAGUUGCAAAAAACCAAUCGAAACCUCAAGGAAAAGCUCGAGGACAGCUACAUCCACACAGACACGCCAGGUGCGGCAGUGCCUCGCGCCACGACCGGCAUCCAAACGGACGACACGUCAACGCUCCCAGCUCCAUCGAGUACCCCGAAGUCGUCCAAGAAGCACCGAACGAAGAAACGACCGGGGACCCAUCGAUCUCACGCAGAAAAGCUCGACGACGAAGACCGACAUGACUCGGACGUCUUGGAGGGCACUGGGCGAAAGGACGAGCCGAAGCAGCCCGUGCUAGCACCCUCUGAUGCAGUCGAAGCUCCUCCACCCACCAUGAGCAACACGCCCGUCGGGGCGAACGUCGUGCGCACCCCUCCAAAACCCAUCCCAAACCUGAACCCAGGCCAGACUGUCCCCGAUACCCUUUCGUUCACCGCCGCCCAACAUGUUGCUGGCGACAAUCUCUCUGCCAAUAGCAACAGCACCGUGUCGAUGAAACACGACAAGGCCAAAGGGUAUUUGUCGGCCCAAACGAGCUCCCCAGCCAAAGUGUACGUGGCUGACUCCGACCACCAUCCUAUCCCGGGAUCGUCGCUGCCGCCGAUCAAGCCAGGGGCAAAGCCACCGCCGCAAAGGUCAGGCAAAGACAAGUGCAUCGUGUCGUAGCAGCCUCUAUUUAUUAUCCCAUUCUUUGGUGUGCUGCCGUCGUGCCACGUCUUUGGUGUGCUGCCGUCGUGCCACGUCAUGGACUUGAAAGCCACAAAAAUACGACAUGCUGCCUGCCA
This is a messenger RNA of Aphanomyces invadans, 4173 nucleotides long. RefSeq lists its product as hypothetical. The record is from RefSeq and is a predicted model, not a curated record. Bases 50 to 4054 code for a protein of 1334 amino acids. NCBI's taxonomy places the organism in Eukaryota, Oomycota, Saprolegniomycetes, Saprolegniales, Verrucalvaceae. Gene Ontology annotation, molecular function: microtubule binding; ATP binding; microtubule motor activity. Gene Ontology annotation, biological process: mitotic spindle organization; microtubule-based movement. The transcript is spliced from 23 exons.